AUGAAUCGACUGGUGAUGAAUGCCUCUACGCCGAUCGCCGAUACCGUCUCUUCAUACACCUGUAAGCAAAGUCUGCAGGCAUUCCUGCCUUCACGAGUUGCAGCAUUGUCACAUGUAGUGGAGAGAAUUGGCUCCCUAGCCAUGACCACUGCCGAUCGGCUGGUAGAGGCAGCAAGACAAAGGAACUUGAAACUCCUUAAGGAGCUCGCGUGGGACCUCCGCUUCGACGUGUUAACUGUGGUUGCUGCUGCCACAAAGGAGACACCCAAGACGUUAGACGCGAUAGGAUCCUGUUUUCGAGACUGGACUUUCGUGGGUGCACUGCAUAACGCAAAACAGCUCGACACGAUCAAACUUCUUUACAGGUGGAUAAAAGGAAGGGAGAAGAUGAACGCCUUACCGUCGAUGCUACAGAUAGCUGCUACCCAAGGAAGUUUUGACAUUUUGGAGUUUGCGUCCGAGCGUAUCGUUGUCGAGUUUUUGGGUAAAGAUCCCGACAAGUGGCUAACGCGCAGAGAACGACGGCGUAAGUUGAGCAAAAUUGUGCGGGUCCUGCAGACAUUCCAGUCGGUCCAGCGGUGGUUCCACCGAGCAUUUUACAGCGCGUUUCGAAAGGGGCACAGAGAUUUCGCAGACAGGAUUUACGCCACUUAUCCUAGUUAUCCAGCUUGCAUCAAGGAUAAAUUGUUCCAAACUGCCAUGAGGGUUGGCUGGGUUGAAAUUGUGAAAUUCAUCUUCUGCAAAGGACGCAUUAACGCUGAAGCAAGUAAUCGAGCUUUUAAAGGCCCAGCAGAUUGUCGACGCUGUGAUAUUUUGGCGUUUCUCCUGGAGAAUGCAGAUAUUUCAGUGGAGUCCGUAGAGGGGGCAUUCACGAGAGCUAUUCGUUCCAGAUCGAUCGACGUGGCCACUCUACUCCGCUCAACCAAGCGAGUCUUCCCAACGCUGCUAAACGAAUUAUUCGAGGAUGCUGUAUAUCUGGAUAUCGUUCAGGUUUUAUACGACGGGGAACUCAUUUCGACCGACGUGAUGGAGUCUACCUUUCAGAAAGUAGCGGGUGCCUGUAUGGCAGACGCAUGUGGAGAUCGUGCUGAGGUGACCCAGUUCAUCUCAGACAGCGGGCGGAUUCCGCGGGAGACGGUCGAGAAGGCCUUUGUGAAGGCUGCCAAUGCGAAUAGUUCUAUCCUUGUAGAUGCGCUGUGCAGGAACCAAGUUAUGCGUGGUGAUGUUAUUGCGAUGGUGUUCAAGGAUGCCUGCGCUAGCGGCAAAUUGAAAAUUGUGAAAGUGUUGUGCAAAAAUGGUCGCAUUUCCCCGGAGCUGGCCGCCAAGAUGUUAGGGACAGCGAUUCGACGUGGUCGUCUCAAUAUCGCGAACUUUCUUUGGGGGCAGGAGUGGAUUCCUUACAAGUAUUUCAGCCAAGUGUUCAUCGAUGCUGCCAAGACGGGUGACAUACAAGUUGUGGAUUGGUUUAGUAGCCACAACCGAGCUUCACGUGAGUCCAUGGCGGUGUGCUACUUCAUCUGGUUCUACCGCUUGUGUGUCGAUCAUCUCCACUACAAUGCGACAACGCGAAAACUCGAGAAGCAAGGAUUACUUCGAGCCAUUGUCAGCGGGGACCGUCUCCAGUAUACAGAGCAAGAAAGAGGAGGUCGAAAGCAUUCAAUCAGACAAGAAUUUCUACAAAGAAUGAUGGUUUGGUUCUCAAACAAAAUUGUGAAAGUGUUGUGCAAAAAUGGUCGCAUUUCCCCGGAGCUGGCCGCCAAGAUGUUAGGGACAGCGAUUCGACGUGGUCGUCUCAAUAUCGCGAACUUUCUUUGGGGGCAGGAGUGGAUUCCUUACAAGUAUUUCAGCCAAGUGUUCAUCGAUGCUGCCAAGACGGGUGACAUACAAGUUGUGGAUUGGUUUAGUAGCCACAACCGAGCUUCACCUCUUGCGACCGCCAGUGCUACUUCAUCUGGUUCUACCGCUUGUGUGUCGAUCAUCUCCACUACAAUGCGACAACGCGAAAACUCGAGAAGCAAGGAUUACUUCGAGCCAUUGUCAGCGGGGACCGUCUCCAGUAUACAGAGCAAGAAAGAGGAGGUCGAAAGCAUUCAAUCAGACAAGAAUUUCUACAAAGAAUGA
Messenger RNA from Phytophthora sojae, 2121 nucleotides. RefSeq lists its product as hypothetical. The transcript is spliced from 3 exons. The coding region runs from base 1 to 2121 and encodes 706 amino acids. The record is from RefSeq and is a predicted model, not a curated record. Lineage: Eukaryota; Oomycota; Peronosporomycetes; Peronosporales; Peronosporaceae.